This is a messenger RNA of Laccaria bicolor S238N-H82, 793 nucleotides long. RefSeq names its product vesicle transport v-snare protein vti1. Gene Ontology annotation, biological process: retrograde transport, endosome to Golgi; intracellular protein transport; intra-Golgi vesicle-mediated transport. The record is from RefSeq and is a predicted model, not a curated record. Bases 29 to 721 code for a protein of 230 amino acids. Gene Ontology annotation, cellular component: Golgi apparatus; SNARE complex; ER to Golgi transport vesicle membrane. The transcript has 5 exons. NCBI's taxonomy places the organism in Eukaryota, Fungi, Basidiomycota, Agaricomycetes, Agaricales, Hydnangiaceae. Gene Ontology annotation, molecular function: SNAP receptor activity; SNARE binding.
UUCCCUGGUGGAACCAGGAAUACUCUCAAUGGACACUUCACCAACCGCUCUAUUCGAUUCUUACGAGCAGGACUUUCAACAAUUCAUCGAAGCCAUUCGGGUAAAACUAGAAGGAGAUGCUAAGGAAGAACGGGGCGAACAACAACAACGAAGUGCUACUUUACGACAGGUAGAAAUGGAGCUCGAUGAAGCUGACGAAAUGGUCUCGCAGAUGGACAUUGAAAUACAAGGCAUUCCGCAAUCCGUUCGCGCCCAAUACCACACCCGCCUGCGAGCGGCCAAGGCGGAUCUUGCGCGUUACAAGAAACUCGCUGCGGACGUUCGAGGGCAACUUGCGCGCUCAGACCUUCUCUCAACAGCUUCACAACCUGGCAAUUAUCCUGCUUCUGACGAUCCAUAUGGACCGUCAAGUGACCGGACACGACUGUUGGCGGGUACUUCGAUAUUGGAAGACGGGACCAAACGGCUGCAGCAAUCUCAACGUAUUGCAUUGGAGACUGAGGACCAAGGUGCCGAGAUUCUCUCAAACCUCAGACAACAACGAGAACAAAUAGAAAAUUCGAGGAAUACUCUAUACGGGGCGGACUUGGCAAUCGACCGCGCUUCUGGAACUCUGAAGAAGAUGGUCAGACGGAUGUACCAACAGCGUGCGGUGACUGCUGGUAUCAUCAUCGUACUAGUGCUGCUCAUUGCUGUCAUCACGUGGGAGAAGCUCAGCUAGCUCUUUCUUCGAAAGAGUAUCCAUUUCCCUUUGGUUAUUUAUAAAAAGUGAAUUCAAAGAAUAAAUUGAGAG